UUUUGAGGCCAUAAAUAUCUCUUCACCCACAUCUCCCCUCCCACUCUCUCUCUCUCUCUCUCCCUCCCUCCCUCCAGGCUACAGCCAUGAGUGCAGCAAUCUUCACCGCAUGGGCGUCAAUUUCGAGCUGGUUCACCCCUACAGUUCUCUUCUGCCUCCUCAACCUCACAAUCGGCACCAUCUUCCUCUCCUCCAACUUCAAAUCCCACCACAAAAACCCACCAUACCAAAACCAAAACCACUCCGACCACAACCCGACCCAACUCGCCCGAGCCCCCUCCAUCCUGGACCGAGUCAGGUCCAUCAAUUUCUCCCUCUACCGAUCUGACUCACUCGACGCAUUACAACCCGACCCAUUACAAACCCAGCUCGCCCGAGCCCCGUCUAUCCUGGACCGAGUCAGGUCCAUCAAUUACUUCUCUUCGGACCAAUCCGACUCACUCGACCCAGCACAACCCGAACCCCAACAUCCCGAACCCCAACAACCCGACCCGGUACAACCCCAACUCACCCGAGCCCCGUCUAUUCUAGAGCGAGUCAAGUCAUUCAAUUUCUCUCUCUACGGGUACGACCAUCCUGACCCGAAGCACCAUUCCAAACUGGAUCACGUGACGAGGAGCAAGUCUGAUACAACCAGUGAGGGCGAGGGACACGCGGCUGCGGCGGCGGCGGCAAGGAUGAGGAAGUCGGUGAGCGAGAAGUGGAGGGAGGCGGAGGAGACGGCGGCGGAGGAGGAGGAGGAAGAGCUGCGGCGGCCGGCGACGGUGAGGGAGGGGAAGGGGACGACGGCGGCCGGGUUCUUCGGGGAGGAGGAGGAAGAGGUGGAUGCCAAGGCGGAUGAUUUCAUCAACAGGUUCAAGCAGCAGUUGAAGUUGCAGAGGCUGGACUCCCUGUUGAGGUACAGGGAGAUGCUGACCAGAGGGUCUUCGAGGUGAUUUCCACGGCGAACACAAUUUUAAAACAUAAUUCUGAACGUACUUGUGUCUGAAGUCAUUUGAUGUGGGUGGACCCUCACGCAUCGGUCAGCUCUAAACAGACACAAGUAUGUUCGGAAUUAUAUUCUGAACGUAUUUGUGUCUGAACAGCUAGUAUGUUCAGAAUUAUAUUCUGAAUGUAUUUGUCACUGAACGGUUCGAUGGUUGGAUGCAUAUGAGCCCAUAUGCAUUGAAUAGCUUCGGGAUAUGAUUGUGUUCGGGUUGUGUUUUAAAAUUAUGUAUGUAUAGCGUUGGAAGUAGCGAGGUUUUUUCACGGGAGAUGAUGAUGUCUUGCACGUUGACAAUUAUGCCACUCAUGUAGUUAUGUGUUACCCUCUUUUCCGUUGAAGGUGCUUAGGCUAUGUUUGGGGAGUUUAUUUUCUCCCCCCGGAAUUCUUGUGUAACGUGUACUGGUGCAUUUCUGGCCGUUUGUGACAACUUUUUCUUUUUUAUUUCUUAAAAAUUUGAUAAAAUACAAUGAUGUGUGGGUGUGUAAGAAUUUGGGAAAUUUAAGAUUCUAGGAAUGUAUAAAAAUACCAGUUCUGUGUUU
Molecule: messenger RNA, 1524 nt
Organism: Rhododendron vialii
Lineage: Eukaryota; Viridiplantae; Streptophyta; Magnoliopsida; Ericales; Ericaceae
Product: pathogen-associated molecular patterns-induced protein A70
Exons: 1
Coding region: 87-935 (282 amino acids)
Source: RefSeq, a predicted model, not a curated record